AACACAAACGGCAAGUCAAUCUUUGAGUUUCCCUUUUGGUAUAUAGAUUGGGAAUUUCUCACCGAAACAAGCAAGUAAGCUUCAAAAAUGGGGGAAGAAGAAGAGAACCCUAAUUCGAUCGAUAUACUUCCCGAUUUACUGGAAGAAGUUUUCCUUCGAUUGCCCACAAAAUCGAUUCUCAAAUGCAGAACCGUCUCAAAACAAUGGAGAUCAAUCCUGGAAUCGAAGAGGUUCGCGGAGAGGCAUAUGAGUCUUCAAAAGAGCCGCCGGAAAAUUCUAGCUGCUUACAACUGCGACUGCGGCGGACGGAGGAGGCUCCUACCCGAGUCACGGUUUGAAGGGGACGAAGAGAUUGUCUAUCUGCACUGCGACGCCUCACGACCCUCGAUGACUUGUCAAGGUUUGGUCUGCUUCCCCGAGCAAGAUUGGAUCAUCGUUUUGAACCCGUCGACCAGACAACUCCGGAGAUUCCCUUCUGGCUUGAACCAUAACUGCAGAUUUGGAAUCGGAUUAUGGAAGACUUUCUCUCCGGGAAACUGGGUAAUGGGAUUUGGUAGAGACAAAUUUAAUGGUAGAUAUAAAGUUGUGCGGAUGUCUUUUUCUUUCCGGAGACUUAGGCAAGAGGAACCUGUGGUGGAAUGUGGUCUUCUUGAUGUUGAUACUGGUGAAUGGCGGAAGCUGAGUCCACCUCCUUAUGUGGUCAAUGUGGGAAGCAAAUCGGUAUGUGUGAAUGGAUCUAUCUACUGGUUACACAUUCAGACGGUUUACAGAAUACUGGCCUUGGAUCUUCACAAAGAAGAGUUUCAUAAAGUCCCACUUCCGCCUACGCUGGUCACGCUGGACACUCAGAUGGUGAACCUUGAGGACCGUCUAGUCCUUGCUAUAACCAGAGUUAGGCCUGAAUGGAUACUAGAGAUAUGGGGCAUGGAUACAUACAAAGAAAAAUGGAGCAAGAUUUACUCCAUAAGUUUGGAUCAUAGAGUUGUUUCCUGGCGAAGGCAGAAAAGGUGGUUCACGCCUGUGGCAGUUUCUAAGCAAGGGAAUCUUGUCUUCUAUGACAAUAAGAAGAGGCUGUUCAAAUUUUAUCCAGUGGAAGAUGAGAUUCGUUGUCUCUCGUUAGACACUUGUGUUAUGUCUCCUUAUGUGGAAAACUUGGUCCCUCUUCCGUUAAAACCAAGCCAUCCGCAUCCUGCUCCGAAAAAUUCGGAUUUUGAAAUGAGGAUAUCCAGAUGCCGCUUGUUUUCGACGCCAGGUUCUUGGAUAUCCAAAAUUUUGAAACGGAAUGUUAUGAUUCUAGAGAUUUUGUUUACCUCUUUAGCAAUAGUUGGUUAUAUAUGCUUACCUCUCUAGGAGUUACUUAUCUGGUGUCAAACUAUUAUUUGGUUCCGCUUACUUCGAGAUCUUAUGAUAUUUAUUUUGCCAACUUAAUUUU
This is a messenger RNA of Arabidopsis lyrata subsp. lyrata, 1432 nucleotides long. RefSeq names its product F-box/LRR-repeat protein At2g43260. Gene Ontology annotation, molecular function: protein binding. Lineage: Eukaryota; Viridiplantae; Streptophyta; Magnoliopsida; Brassicales; Brassicaceae. The transcript has 2 exons. The coding region runs from base 88 to 1350 and encodes 420 amino acids. The record is from RefSeq and is a predicted model, not a curated record.